AUGGUGGCUGACGGGUUGGUUUGCCAUGGCGGGGCUGCGGAUCUGGCUGCCAUGGCUGGCUGCGGUCGGCGCUCAUGGCGGCUGACGGAUCUGGUGCUCAGGCGGCUACAUCUGGCGUCAUGGUGGCGACGGAUCGGGCUGCUCAGGGCUGGCUGCGGAUCUGGCUGCUCAGGGCGGCUGACGGUUGGCCUCAUGGUGGCUGAGGGGAUCUGGCUGCUCAUGGGGCUGAGGGUCUGGUGCUCAUGGCGGCUGCGUCGGCUGCUCAUGGGGGCUACGGGCUGGCUGUCAUGCUGGUACGGAUCUGGCUGCUCGGGCUGGCUGACGGUUUGGCUGCUCAUACUCUGGGUGCUCUGGGGACGGCGGUGGAGGCGGACCCCACCUGGGAUUCAGUCAACAUCCACGGGGCGCUCCCAUUGCAGGAGCUGCUCUUCCUGGUCCCGAACCCGAGUUUUCCAUCUAGUAGGGGCCUUCGUCGGUCCUCUGAUUCCAUAGCGAUUAUGUUCUGUGGGGGCGGAAGGCUCUAGCGGCCCUGUCUGGCGGAAGGCUCUGAGGUCAUGGCAACGGACGUUUGGGCUCAGUACAACGGGGGGCUUAUGCACCCUUUGGCAAAGGGGCAUUUUCAACCCCAUAGGGGGCCGCGGGCUUUUCGGGGCGCCGUUGGAGCCAAAACUCGGGCCACUGGAAACGCCCCCCCGAGAUUCGUGCGUGGAGCAGGAACGCCGGCUGGGCUGGCGACGCCACCUUAUCCCUGGUCGAGUGGCCAACAGGCCGGGGCCGGGUGGCACGCACAUCGUGGCCCUGGGGUGGGAAAGGAACAAAACCGGUCCGUACCGGAACCCCCACCACUGGCCCCUUAACUGGGGAUAAAGAACGGCCGGGCCAGAUGGGAACACACUUCAGUCUCUCAUGCCGUGCCAAAAAACCCCAACUCCCUCCCCCUUACCCCGCCAAUGGCCCCGAUCCAUACCUUUUUUCCCGCUUACCUGUGGGGACCUCCUGCUGCCCAGUGCCCAAGCCAUGGCCCCCCCCAAAAAUUUUUUUGGGGUUGCCUCUCUCCACGGGCUUCCAGCCUCGCCUUUGCGCUGCUCCCCGUACCCACCCCUCCGGCUUGGUGCCUCCGUCUUCCGAGGGGGCUAUUCCCCGGUUUUGUGCCCAAAGGGCCUUUCCGUCCAAUAACCCUUCCCCUGUCCAGACCUUAGGAGCGUCCUAACCCUGGUUUGGGGUCCUGUUCCGCUUUUUCGCUGCUUGGGCCUUUUGUGGUGGGUUUUCUGUCACGAGUCUAAGGAUUUUGGGCCAAGCGCAGCGUUCGAGUGAACAUGAUGAUUUUUAAUCCAAAAAAACCACAAAAACAAAAAAAACAAAGUGAAGGUUUUUAUACUAAACACACUAACAACAAAAACACUAACAAUAAACCCCCAAAACAAAAAUUUAAAAAACAAGAAAUAUAUGGGUCCAACAAGAUAACGAGCCGACGCUACACCGGUUACCUCCGAUUGGGAGUCAUCGACCCAAACACCACAGACACAAACCAAAAAAGAAAUCCCCUACCAAAACCAAAAAAAACCCCCAAAAAAAAAAAAACCCCUGGUAAAUUUAAAACCCUAACCAAUUUACUUUCCACAAAAGUCCCCCACCGGGAAAUUUGGGCAAUUUUUUUUUUUUUAAAAUUUUGACAUUUUACUCAAAGGUUUUGCUCAACAUACCCAAAAAACUAAAACAACCAAAAUCCCCCACAAAAGAAGGGAAAACCUUUUCCCCAAAGCCCUUUGGCCCCCAGGCAUGGUCCCCAGUGGCGCCCCUGGGUUUUUAAGACACUGGAUUUUUUUUGGGGUGUUUUUGGGCCCAACCCCCAGGUUCCAAUAUUACCCGAAGGGGAAAACUUGGUUACAAAGGCGAAUACCCGGGAUUUUUUUCCCCGAAACCCCGAACAACCGUUUCCCCCGGGCCUCUUGAAUUCGGGGGGGCCGCCACCAGGGGUUUUUAAACAUCGGCGCAAAAAAAAAAAGGGCCCCCCCCCGGAAAAAAAAGGGGGCUUGUUUUCUAAAAAUUUAACACUAAGGGUUUUAAAAAACUAAGGCUCACCUUUUUGUUCCCCCAAAUCCCCCCAAAAACCCCGCCGAACUCCCAAGAUUUUUUCGAAAGCAGGCCGUUCCCCCCAAGCAAAACCCGAGGUAAAAGAUACACCUUUUGAAAGGGAAAACCCAAAACCGAGUCUUUGUUCCCGGGGAUUUUAAAAAAAAAUUUUAAUCCCCGCCGAACCCCAAAUAAAUAUCCUUUUACCGUGAAAACCUCGACCAGUUUCAAAAAUUUCCCGGGGGGGUUUUAAAAAGGCCCCACCCCCCCCAAAUUACCAGCCCCUUUUUGCCUUUUUCCAAGCAAAAUAAAAAGGAGCCGUUUUCACCUGGCUUGCCCCUCAACCCCCCAAAAAUUGUUUUUAAACCCGGGAUGGGAUAGUUCCCGGGGUUCCCCCCGAAAAUUUUUUUGCUUCCUCAUGCGGUUUAAAAGGAAAGUUAUGGUGUUUUUCCCUUGAAAAAACCACCCUAAAAAAAAUUGAUGACGGAAUUUUUGGGGGCCUAAAAAACCCAAUUUCCCCUGAAAGGUGACUGGGUAUGGAAAUAAAAAGUGUAGUUCCCCCAAAAAAUUUUAAACCAAAAAAAACGAAAAGGAAAGGGAGUUCCCCAAUCAAGCACACAACUUUGGGCAGGUUAAAAAGGAUAAAAAAAAACCCCAAACAUGACUCCACCCCCGCAAAAAAACCCCCCCCUUUUGAGAAAGAAGUCCAUCAGGCCCCCCAAAAAAGGGGGUCUCCCCCAGGCCCCAAAAGACAAAAAAAUUUUCCCCCCCCCGCAAGGCUUGCCCCCCAAACACCCCACCCCCCCUCCGGCUGGGGUUUCUUUCAAUUCCCUUUCCCAUUGCUUUUCCCCCCAAUUUUUCGGGGGGGCCACCAUUUUCCGUCCCCGGCGGUGCUAAAACAAAUCCCCGCCCUCAUCCCUUUCCCAAAUGUUUUAAAAAGGGAAAACCUUUCCUUACCAAACCGUCCCCCUAACUAAUUUUGCACCGCCCAAAUUCCACAAAAUUUUUAAAACACAGAAAUCCCUUCCCACGGGCCCAGAAAUAAAUUAAAACCGGCAAGUCAAAAUUCACACCAUGACCCCCCCAACCAUCUUAACCGACCCCCUUUGGUAAAAAGCCCGUUUAAAUUUGGGCCGGAUUCCCCUGACCCCGCCCCCAGGGGUGAGGGGGCAAACCCCUUUCCCGGUCCUACCGGGGGGCCCCACAAGGGGGUUUGGACCCCCCACUCCCUGUCCCCAACUGGGGCCCAAAACGGGGUUUCCCAAAUUUUUCAGCCCAACGUAUCCUUGUUCCACAAUGAGGGAAAACCCUAGGGGGAAGGUGAGGGCCCGGGGUGGGGCCAAAACCCCCUCCCAACCCACAAAAAGGGGGGGAAAAUCGGGGAUUGGCCAGAAUACCCCCCACCCUCACCCCCGAGGGAGAGGGGGACUUCAGGCUUGGGUACCACACCGACAAACAAAAAGGGGGAAAACCAAAAAUUGGGGAAAGGGGGAACAAAAUUAAACCCGAGGAAAGGGUUUUUAAAACCCAAAACUCUAAAAAUUUUAAAAAUAAAAAAAUGGGGAUCCUUUUUCACCCAAAUUUUAAAUGCAAAAAACUGCGGGCUUCCAAGGGUUGCCGCCCCCACCCCGGGGAAAACCCCCCCCAGAACAUAAAUGAGGAAGCCAAAAGACUUGGGCCCAACCCAGAGGGGGACCCCCUAAAAAAGGGGAGAAAAAUGAAAAGGGGAGAAAAAAAAAACCCCUUUUCACAACCACGGCAGGGUUUUCCCGACUCCCCCCGGGGGGGCGGCUUCCCGGGGGGCCGGGAGUCUAGCGCCACCGUGUAUUUUUCCCAUUUCUUUUUUUUCGUUUUUUUCCCGUUCGUUUGGGUUUUUUUUUUUCCCCUUAAAAGUUCUUUUUGGUUUGGUUUGUUUGUUUGUACCUGUUUUUUGCGCUAUUUUGGUCUUAUUCGUUGUUUUUUCGGUUUAGGGGGUUUCCCCGGGUUUUGCGCUUUUGGGUUUUCGCCGGGGUUUCGUUUUUUCUCCCCCCGGUUUUUUGCCGGUAGGGGUUUUUUUAAAGCUUUUGCAAAUUCUCGCCAAAAGCCCCCUGAAGAAUCACAACCCUUGAUAAUUUUCCGGCCCCACAGCACCAUUCCGGAAGAAUCCACAAAAAUUUGGUCGGAAAAGCCCCAGACUAUUAAAACCUUUUAAAACCUAAACCGGGGGCCCCCCCAACAACCCCCCCCCUGAACCAGGGGACACCCAAAACCCCAACCCGGGGGAUUCCCUGGGCCCCAGGGCCAUUAGGGGGGGCCCAGGGUUCCUCCCCCCCGGGGGCCCUUAGGGGACCGCCCCGGGGGGGCCCUCCCAGGAGCUUGCCCCUCCCGUCUUUGGGGAAAGGCGUUGGGGCCCCACCCGGGUGGGGGAAAAGGCGAAAUCCCACCGAGUUGGUUAGGGCACACCACCUGGGGGGCGGCGGGGGAUUUUGUUUACCUCCCCGGGGGAGGGGGGGGAUUUUCGUUUAAAAUUCCGAAAGGGCGGAGGGGUUUGAGACGCCCUCUUCGGCCCAAAACCCCACCGCGUAUCAGGGGGACGCCCUUUGGGGCUGGCCGCGGCCCACCUCUCUUUCGAUCAGUUAGUGGCUGUCCAUCGGGCGGACCCCUGCUGGCCCCCGCGGACGUUCCGGGGGGUCCGUCCACCCUCCCCAGACCUCCGAGCCGAGCCCUUGGGCCGGGGUGGGCGCAGAGGAGGGGGUGGACAGGGGGGGCCGUCCUCUCCCCAAACGUGGCCGGGGAGGACACACCGCGGCAGGGCGGGGAGGGUCUCCUGGGGGAGAAACCGGGCUCCCACUGGGGGUCCUUCCAGGUGGUAGGCCCCCACUUACCCAGAGCUCUCUGUUGUGCACUUCUGUAACCGUGCGAUUUCCACAGGUUGCACCCCUUCCCAAACAUAAGGCGCUAGUAGAUCAGGGGGGCGGGAAAUUUUUUUGAUAGAAAAUUUUGUUUAGAAUUGGAUUCCCCCCCUUCCGGGUUUACUCCCCAUUCCCCGUUAUGCCCCAGAUAGCUGUCCUUUGGGAUGAGCUUGAAAACAGGGGGGCCGGCACCAUAGGAUGGUAGGGGGGUCAUGAGGGGAUAUCCGCUAUUUCGAUCGCUCGCCUGGACCGGGGGGCGGGGAAUGCCCUGGUUGAGUACCAUAAAACCUCUAUUUCGUGGCAGGAGGGGCUCUGAUGGAUGGCCCCGCCCCGUGGGGGGUCGAUUUUAGGGUUUGGGGGGGCACCUCGGUGGGAGUCCCCAAACCCGGUGCCCCAUUGCACAUUUUCCCCCCGAGUAGGGAUUUUGGGUAUGUGUUCAUAAGCGAGGGGGACGAGUUACCCCUCCCCAUAGGCAGGGAGAUGUGGUAGACCUCCGGCAAACGCGCCCCCCGGAGCCAUGUUAUCCUCGCUAAGAGGAGAAAAGAGCUUGGGACUUACAUAGCGAAACUCUGGAAAAAGGAUACUACGGCCAUCCACUUCCCCUGCGUCCCAGUUUUUUUUUUUGUGAAGAAGAAGGGUGGAGGGUUCGCCCGUGCAUUGAUUACCGGUUUUCCAACAAUACGGUGAAAAACAGUUAUCCACUUUCCCCUGAUUGCGACCAUGACGGGUUUGCACGGGGCGGUUUUUUUUAAAAAAAUUUGUCUCGGAGCGCUUACAACUGUUGGCUUAAGAGGGCGAUGAAUGGAAGAACGUUUUACCACCCGGGCCUUAAGAGUACUUGUCAUGCCAUACGGGGAGAACGCUCCUUCAGUUUUCCAAACAUUUUGGAUGAGAAUUUAGGACUGCAGGGAGGGGGUGGUCGUGUACAUAGAUGACCUUCUCUUAAAAUCGUCUACCGAUCGAGCAUGGGCCCUGGUUUUCCGAGUGUUUUAGGGGGCUGUUGGGGCACGACCUUAUGUCAGGGAGGAAAUGUCUGUUUUUUUCCCGGAGUCGAUCCCUUUUUGGGGUUUUCAUUUCUGGUCAGGGGUGAAAGGAGGUUGACCGGGUGUCCCGUCAAUGGCAACUCCAACCAGUUAAAGAGGUGCAGCAGGUUUUUUUUGGGGUUUUCAAAAUUUUCCCCGGGGUUUCCGGGUUUUUUGGGCGGGGGAGCUCCCUAACGUCCUUUUUAAGGGGGGUCCGGUGCGUUUGCAUGGUCAGCCCAGGCGGACGGGCUUUUGGGGGGAAGGCCUGUUUUUACUUCGGCUCCGGGGCUGGGCAUCCGGGUCCCCUUUUACCAUUUCGGUAGAGGGGGCGGUCAGGGCGGGGGACCGUGCUUUUGCAACGGUCCGGGCCCCCACCCAAACUCCGCCCCCGUGCUUUUUUAUUCUAAAAAAACAGUCCGGCGGGCGAAAUUAGAAUAGGGGACGGGGGUGUUGCCGUGGGCGGGCCCCCCCAAAGGGGUGGGGGCAUUGGGUUUAGGGGGGUCAAACCCCUUUUCUCAUUUUGACUGACCCCCGAACUGGAGUACAUCCCCGGGAGCUAGGAGACUGAACCCUCGCCAGCGCGGUGGAACAUGUUUUUGGGCCCGGGUUUGUAUUUAAAAUCACGUAAUCCCUGGGGGACAGCGGUAAGGCAGACCACUGUCCGGGGGUAUGACACGGAGGAGAGGUCCGGGGGCCACCCCAUACUGCCGGAUCUUUUCUGGGGCCCGGUAGUUGGGAGGGGAUGCAAUCGGGGGGGGGUUGCGCAGACCCCAGUCCCCCAAUGCCCCGGGGGGUCGGGCGACGUCCCGCUCGAGGUUGGGGUCGAUUGACUAUUGGGGUACACGUCCCCCCUCUGGAAUCCGGUAUUGGCCGGGGAAAUCACGCCUUUUGCAAAUACGGGGGCCCCCGUUUGCGGGGAUUUUGGGGGGUUUGUUCUCCGCUCGGGUGCGCCCGUGUAAGGCGCCUAACAUCUGCCUAGGGGGAAAUUAAAACCCCUGCCCGUUCCACAAAGACCCUGGGCCACCCCCGGGGGCUUCUCACUGACCCUUCCCUCCUCGCGGGGAAAAACUCUAACUGGUCGUUGGGACCGGUUCCUAAGGCCUUCGUUGCUCCCCCUUUCCGGGGCCCUUUCCCAUGCCCUACAACCGCCGAACUCAUUUACCCCCCCGGUUUUUCCCGGCCCUACGGGGUACCCCAGUAUUUUUUUUCUGAUCGAGGUCCCCAGUUUUACCCCCAGAGUCUGGGAAACGAUGACGUUGGGGGGGCUCGGGGAGCCCCACCCCGGGGGUUUCCAUCCUGGGGUAAGGGGAGGGGGAACGUGUGAACCCGGAUGUGGGGGGGUUUUUUUAAUCUACGCCAGGCCGGCCAGGGGGGCACGGGACUUCCCUGGGCAGAAAUGGCCCAGAAUUCCCUGCCAUUCCCAAACUAACCUAACCCCCUUUCCGGGGUGUUAGGUUACCAGCCGGUUUCGGCACCAUGGGGCGAGCCAGAAGGGGCCCCGCGGUGGAGAUGGGUGGGGGCGCUCGGGGAACGGGGGAAAGCUGCACCUCCCCUGCGCGGGGCCCCCGUCUAGAAGGCGACGCCGUCUCCACCCCCGUGGGGCCCGGGUACGCACCGGUGAUCGAGUGGCUCUCUACCAAAACCUGCCCCCCCCUGCCCGGGCCCGGGAAAAUGGGGCGGGGUUUGGGGGCCCUUUUUUAAAACCGAAAGAUUUAACAGGUGUGUUACAGAUUACAAACUGCCUUUUGAUAUAAGAAUUUAACCCCCCGUUCCAUGUGUUCUUUUCCCGGCCUGGGAGUGGUCCACUCCCGGAAAUGAAAACAAAAAAAACCCCCGCCCCCAUUGGGCAUCGAGGGGGCCCGGUAUCCGGGCCCCUCUUGGAUUCGAGACGUCGGAUGGGGGGUCUCCAAUAUCUCGUGGAGUGGGAGGGGUACGGCCCGGAGGAACGGUGCUGGGUGCCGAGGAGAGACAUUUUGGACCCGUCUCUCCUGACAGAAUUCCACCGUAGUCACCCGACGCGCCCUGCUCCGCGUCCUCCUGGGUCGUCCCCGAGGCCGGAGUCGGCGCACGUCUGGAGCCGCGCAUCAAGGGGGGGUUACUGUCACGGUUUCGGCCGAGGCUGCCUCUCUUCCUUGCUCGGGCAGGCUUCGGCGGUCGUCGUCUCCCGGAGUACUAGCUGCCACCGUUGUAUGUUUCUAUGUUCGUUGGGUUUUGUCUUGAUGUUGUACACCUGUUUUCGUUUAGCGCUCAUUAGUGUCCUAUAAGUUCUCGUUGUGUUUGUCAGGUGUUGUGUUGAUUGUACUUGCUGUCGUGUUGUGCGCUACUGUUGGUCGUCUGUACUUCGUUGUUUUCCUCCUCUGUUUAGGAGGGUUCUCGCACAUGUUUAGUUGCGCAUUUUGGUUUACGCCUGUGUGCGUAUUUUCUCGCCUCCGGGCUUUUGGCUCGUGUAUUGAGUGAGUUUUCACUAAAGUCUUUUGGACUAAGUUUCUGCGUCCUGCGCCUGAUUCCUGCACCACACCCACGUACAGCACCCACUGACAAUCAGACUGUUAAAUAGCCAUCACUAGCACAUUAGAGGCUGCUGCUGCUUAUUGAAAUCACUGGCCACUUUAAGAAAUGGAACACUAAUUUUAAUAAUGUUUACAUAUCUUGCGCUACUCAUCUCAUAUGUAUAUACUGCAUUCUAUUCUAUAAUAUUCUUCUGUAUCUUAGUCCAUGCCACUCUGUCAUUGCUUGUCCAUAUACAGUGGGGGGAAAAAAGUAUUUAGUCAGCCACCAAUUGUGGCAAGUUCUCCCACUUAAAAAGAUGAGAGAGGCCUGGUAAUUUUCAUCAUAGGUAAACGUCAACUAUGACAGACAAAUUGAGAAGGAAAAUCACAUUGUAGGAUUUUUAAUGCAUUUAUUAGCAAAUUAUGGUGGAAAAUAAGUAUUUGGUCACCUACAAACAAGCAAGAUUUCUGGCUCUCACAGACCUGGUAACUUCUUCUUUAAGAGGCUCCUCUGUCCUCCACUCGUUACCUGUAUUAAUGGCACCUGUUUGAACUUGUUAUCAGUAUAAAGACACCUGUCCACAACCUCAAACAGUCACACUCCAAACUCCACUAUGGCCAAGACCAAAGAGCUGUCAAAGGACACCAGAAAACAAAAUUGUAGACCUGCACCAGGCUGGGAAGACUGAAUCUGCAAUAGGUAAGCAGCUUGGUUUGAAAGAAAUCAACUGUGGGAGCAAUUAUUAGGAAAUGGGAAGACAUACAAGACCACUGAUAAUCUCCCUCGAUCUGGGGCUCCACGCAAGAUCUCACCCCGUGGGGUCAAAAUGAUCACAAGAACGGUGAGCAAAAAAUCCCAGAACCACACGGGGGGACCUAGUGAAUGACCUGCAGAGAGCUGGGACCAAAGUAACAAAGCCUACCAUCAGUAACACACUACGCCGCCAGGGACCAAAUCCUGCAGUGCCAGACGUGUCCCCCUGCUUAAGCCAGUACAUGUCCAGGCCCGUCUGAAGUUUGGCUAGAGUGCAUUUGGGAUGAUCCAGAAGAGGAUUGGGAGAAUGUCAUAUGGUCAGAUGAAACCAAAUUAUAACUUUUUGGUAAAACUAAACUCGUCGUGUUUGGAGGACAAAGAAUGCUGAGUUGCAUCCAAAGAACACCAUACCUACUGGUGAAGCAUGGGGGGUGGAAACAUCAUGCUUUGGGGCUGUUUUUCUGCAAAGGGACCAGGACGACUGAUCCGUGUAAAGGAAAGAAUGAAUGGGGGCCAUGUGUCGUGAGAUUUUGAGUGAAAACCUCCUUCCAUCAGCAAGGGCAUUGAAGAUGAAACGUGGCUGGGUCUUUCAGCAUGACAAUGAUCCCAAGCACACCGCCCGGGCAACGAAGGAGUGGCUUCGUAAGAAGCAUUUCAAGGUCCUGGAGUGGCCUAGCCAGUCUCCAGAUCUCAACCCCAUAGAAAAUCUUUGGAAGGAGUUGAAAGUCCGUGUUGCCCAGCGACAGCCCCAAAACAUCACUGCUCUAGAGGAGAUCUGCAUGGAGGAAUGGGCCAAAAUACCAGCAACAGUGUGUGAAAACCUUGUGAAGACUUACAGAAACGUGUUGACCUGUGUCAUUGCCAACAAAGGGUAUAUAACAAAGUAUUGAGAAACUUUUGUUAUUGACCAAUACUUAUUUUCCACCAUAAUUUGCAAAUAAAUUCAUAAAAAAUCCUACAAUGUGAUUUUCUGGAAUUUUUUUCCUCAUUUUGACUGUCAUAGUUGACGUGUACCUAUGAUGAAAAUUACAGGCCUCUCUCAUCUUUUUAAGUGGGAGAACCUGCACAAUUGGUGGCUGACUAAAUACUUUUUUCCCCCACUGUAUGUAUAUAUUCUUAAAUCCCAUUCCUUACUUUUUUGUGUGUAUUGGGUAUAUGUUGUGAAAUUGUUAGAUAUUACUGCACGUCGGAGCUAGAAGCACAAGCAUUUCGCUACACCCGCUAUAACAUCUGCUAACACUGUAUGUGACAAAUACAAUUUGAUUUGAUUUGAUUUAUGUUCUACAGUGUGAUGUGGCAAAUGGUUAUAAUGGAAGGCUGGUUUGAGAACUAAGAUGAUUUAUCCAAAGACCUUUAUGCAUGUCAGUACAGCAGAAGAAUGAACCCACACCUACAAAUAAUCAAACACCUGUCCUCACUCACUGUUAGAGAUACCUGAGCUCACCUACACAGAGACGUGCACACUCAUACUCACACCUAAAACCUAAUCCACAGACACACACACACACACACACAGACAUGCCCACCCUUGCUAACUGACAUAUGUGGGUAUCUGAUAUCAGUGGACGGUGAGACUGAUAGGAAGAGGCGUUGAUGUUGUUCAUUUGGACCUUGUCCUCAGGAUGACAGUCUUAUAACCCUGUGGUCUCUAUGAGUCCAUGGGCAGACACAUCAUGGUGGCAUCAGGCUAGGGGCCAGGGAUUCACAACAUUUCUUUCCCAUCAAAAUGGUUAUUGUCAUCGUUGUCUCAAGUUCCAGAGAAAACCGCUGCAAUAUUUUAAACAAAUGUCAGGGGAUCAAACUUUUAAUAGAGGAUGAUUUUGCUCUCUGUUUUUGAAAACCUGCCCCCUGAACAUGUGAGUUGUUGGUACAGUAGGUAUAAUUAUAAUACUGUACCAACUCUACUACUUUGUGCCAUAAGAGUUGAAAUACAAGUUAAAUCAUAUGAUGUUAAACUUAUGUCUACCUUUAUCAUGCUGAUUGAAAGUUAUACAUUGGCAUUGUUGAAUACUCGAUUCUGAUUGGCUUGAAGGGAAGUCAAUUUGAUCCAUUUUUAUCACGUCCAUGAGACAUGACAUAUUCCGUUCUCCAUGGCUUUGCACUCCUUUUGUCAUUCUAAAGCACAUUGGAACAACAGAUUCUGAAUACCACUGAAUCUAGUUCUCUUUUCCAUUCUCCCACUGAUAAUGUUAUUCAAUUUGGAGCUGAGUUUAUUUUAUUAUAAAGAGAGGCAUCCGAUAAAUAACCAGACUUCCCUUACACAUGUGACUCACAGUGUUUCAUUUCCUCCGCAUAUCAAGUUCUUGGAACGGCCCGAAAAAGAUCCAGGUCCCACUGUGAUAAGAUCUUGUGGAAGUAUUAAGUAAUAAUUCAUGAUAUGAAUGUAAUCAGGGGCAUUUCCACUCUAAUCAGUAUUUAUUACCGGUUCCAUUUAUUAGUUUAUGCUAUAAAUACAACAUUUGGUUCCUCUCAAAUAUCUCAUAACAUAUUUGAGUAUUCGAGUAGUUUGUGUUUCCCUGAUUCAUAUGUGUGUGGAAUGUUUUCCUCAGGUCUCCACACUGGUGUUGGCUUUGAGGGAUUGGUUCAGUCUAGUAGAGGCUGAUGCCUUGUAAUCCACCAACCAUUAUACUAGAAAUAAAUGAGUUUGUUAGAUAGCUGAAGUCCUCCUGUGAACAUGACAGUGUGGUGUUUAAUCAACUGUAGAUGGGCCAGGAGAUCAAGGAGUUCGUUUGGGUUCUCCUUCCUGGGAAAGGCCCUACUUUUAAGCCAUGGCUCUUUGGUUACCUCCCAAAUGGCACCCUAUUCCCUAUAUAGUGCACUACUUAGGGUGCCAUUCUGUCUGAAUGCGAGCCAUUAUAAAAGAGGUGUUCAGCAGCAUUUAAUAGUUGAGGGGAGGGGAAGGGAUUUCCCGCUGCUCUGAGUACAGUUCAAGGCUUCACUCCACCCUCCCCGGCACACGUGGUGUACGGUAAACACACUCACAUGACACCAGCCUGCUCAUUCUCUGGAUAUGGUUUUGUACAGGUUUUAUCUUCACCUAGUAUUUACUCUCCCCACACACACACAUUGUUUGGCUAUUUUUCUAUUUAAUUACUAUGCUAUUAUUUUGCACAUUCACUCUAAUUAUAUCUAAACUGGUUUCACUGAACUAUGCAUACACAAAAUAGAGAGAAAUUAGCAAAUGGAAAAUUGGCAGCAGUCAGUGAAUGUGAACCGUCCUUAUAUAGCAGUGCUGGAGAGUGUUCCUGCGCUGUGCCCUUGACUUCAAGAUGGACAGUAUUAUUCUUAAUCCUCUCCAGCCUGUCCUACCUGAUCACACAGCCAUGCUGGACGAAGCACAGUUGGAUAUACUGGGUCAGCGGUUGGGAAGACGUCCCGGUCGGUUUGGGAGAGGGUGAAGGCAGAUGCGGGUGAGUGAAAGUGGAGCCUUGUUUGCCCCCAGCGCUGUAUUCAUGCUCUAUAUAUUCGUUGUGCCGUGAACGUUAACCCUACCCCCAGUAGUCUCGGGUGUCAUGAGGGACAUACUGUAUAUUAUUAUGAGGGACAGUAUCACAUAUUGGUGUUUCUUUUAUAUAUUACAUUUCCUUUUACAUUUACACAUUUUUUAUUUGGCCUACAUAUUCAUGUGUGCCCACUUCAACAGAGAGGAAUUAAUCUACGAUUUAACCCCAACUCUGGUGUGUCUCCUCUCCCAGUGUUCUGGUCCCAGGCUGGAAGAGCUGUAUGUUGUCAUUGGGUUCCUGUCCUCGCCUGGCUGCCUCGCUACUCCCUCAGAGAAAACGCCAUCGGAGACCUGAUUUCGGGCAUCAGUGUGGGCAUCAUGCACCUACCUGGAGGUACCACUGACUACCUUGAGCUACUGAUAUGAAUGAGAUUGAUAUGCACAUGGUAUACCAACUUCCCAUGUCUGCUUUAGCCCAGAUGCUUAAUUUGAACUGUCAUUUCACUGUCUGUGGUUCUCUCUUUCCUCUUUCCCUCCCCCUCUCUCUAUCAAUCUCUCUCUCCCACAAAGGCAUGUCUAAUGCGUUGCUGGCUGGGGGUGCCUCCUGUGUUUGGUCUCUACACCUCUUUCUAUCCAUUGGUCAUCUACUUCAUCUUUGGGACAUCCAGACACAUCUCAGUGGGUGAGUGUUAGCACUGACCUCUACGUCACUCUCAUCACCUGAAGUGGUGUGCAUAUUCAACUUCCCUCAUUGGCAUUAGUUUUCUUUCAGCUAGUGCUGAAAGAGUGAAAUGUUGGUAGUAGUUCAGUUAACCUGAGCGAGAAAGAGUGCAAGGCUUUGAAUAUAAUAUCUGUAUGUUUCUAUGCAUGACUGACACACAGGUACUUUGAGUAUAAUAUCUGUAUGUUUCUUGUUAGACAACAGGUACUUUCGCUUUCUUUCUAUCUGUUUGGCACUGUGACGGUACGGGAGUUGCUUACAAAGUUUUGAGGAGCGGACGGCGAAAGAGAGAGGGCCCAAAGGUGGUGUGGCAGACAACUUCCCUUUCCCUUUUGUGGCCUUAUACAGGUAACACAACACACCCACCCCCAACAACACACGUCUUGGAGACAGGUAUAUAUGUUACUUACCCCCCUCUACAGAUGUGUUUUUUUUCUUGUUGAGGGGGGGGAUGGUGUCACGGUGCCCCUAAAGCCCCGGGUGAGGGGGCUAACCACGGCGCAGCCCCCCAUUCCCCAUCCACCGCUGCCCUACUCGUUGCAUCUCAUCCGAAAGAAAAGGGGUUCCCCGGGCUUAGGCUGGGUGAGCUUUGUUUGUGAGUGUGUGUGUGUGUGUGUGUGUGUAUGUGCGUGUAUGUGUCUGUGUGCAAUGUAUAGGAGACAGAGAGAGUGCGAGAAAGUGUGUGUCCCUGUCUUCAUUCCUGUACCCCGUGUGUGUCAGACGCUGGUUGAUGUGCUGUCUAGAGUGACUAACGCAACGCCUGGGACGCUGGGUCGUCCUCCGCCGGCUCCAUGGGGAUCUGUGGGAGGCAAGAUGCUGAAUAGACUCUUCAAGACCAAGCUAACCCAUGCCCAUUCCAUGGGAGCUGGUGCUGGUGAGACACACAUAUACACACACACACACACACCAACAGUCAGAGUUGAGUCAGAAUUGCAUAAAGGUAUUUCUGUCCUCUUCAUUUAUCCUCAGAUAAUGCCUGGCCACCUUCCUGUCAGUGCAGUUGGAGUUGUCAGGACAACAUAGUUGGUCCAGGUGUUGUAGGACACAUACCCACUGGGUCAGUCCUACUGUCUCUCUUCAUCUGUUUGUGCCAUGUAGAGAAAACAAGACUGAAAAUGAAUUUACUUUGUGACAUAAAACCUAAUUAUUACAGUGUUAUGUUCACAGGCUACAUGAGAUGGAUACAAAAAUAUGAUGAAACUACCAUUAUGUCCCCUCUAUCUCUCUGUGGCUUCAGCCUGUCCUCCCCAGCCCUCCCCUCUCUAGCCCAGGUCAAGGAGCUGUUUGGUCCGGCUCUGUCCCUGGCUGUGGUGGGCUUUGGCUUUACCCUCCUCCAUGGGCAGAAUAUUUGCCCACAAACAUGGUUACGCCAUGGAAGCAACCAGGUAACAGAGAAAUUAGCUCUGAAAUUGUCUCAUAUGAACCAUUACCUCACAGCCCACUGUGUUGGAGGACCAAGUUGUUCCUCUCUCCCGCUAUUUCACUGCUAUAAUUGGUCUCUCCCUGCUGCAGGACCUGUUGGCGAUAGGCCUCUGCAACACAAUUGGAGGGAUGUUCCAGUGUUUCGCCGUCAGCUGCUCUUUGUCACGCAGUAACGGUCCAAGAGAGUUUUUGGGGUGAAAACCCAGGUACGUUUUAUUUUUUAUAGCUGGAAUUCCUAGCAGUGAAACUGCCACGUCUUUUUGGUAUAUUACAAUAACAAAGAGUUACUUCAAAAAACAAUGAACAUUUUUUUUUCCCUCUGACAUUGCAUGUGCGAUAGAACACCAGAUGUACGGCGAUUUUUCUUUACUACCACGCUGGCGGACGCUCCUCUCCUCCAUUUCCUCAACAAAACAAAAUAAUAACAAAUGCACUGGGGUUUCAGCUUUAAGCUGCAAUAUUAACUUUUUUGGGCGACCCAACAAUUUCACAUAGAAAUGUGAGUUAUAGAUACACUACAUGACCAAACGUAUGUGGACACCUGCUCGUUGAACAUCUCAUUCCAAAAUCGUGGGGCCUUAAAUAUGGAAUUGGUCCCCCCCUUUGCUGCUGUACAGCCUGCACUCUUCUGGGUAGGCUUUCCACUAGAUGUUGGAACAUUGCUGUGGGGACUUGCUUCCAUUCAGCCACAAGAGCAUUAGUGAGGUCGGGCACUGAUGUUGGGCGAUUAGGCCUGGCUCGCAGUCGGCGUUCCAAUUCAUCCCAAAGGUUUUUGAUGGGGUUGAGGUCAGGGCUCUGUGCAGGCCAGUCAAGUUCUCCACACCGAUCUCGACAAAGCAUUUUUGUAUGGACCUCGCUUCGUGCACUGGGGCAUUGUCAUCUGAAACAGGAAAAGGCCUUCCCCAACUGUUGCCACAAAGUUGGAAGCACAGAAUAAUCUAGAAUGUCAUUGUAUGCUGUAGCCAUAACAUUUAUCUUCACUGGAAAUAAGGGGCCUACCCCAAACCAUGAAAAACAGCCCCAGACCAUUAUUCCUCCUCCACCAAACUUUACAGUUGGCACUAUGCAUUUGGGCAGGUAGCGUUUUCCUGGCAUCUGCCAAACCCAGAAUCAUCCGUCGACUGCCAGAUGGUGAAGCGGGAUUCAUCACUCCAGAGAAGCUUUUCCACUGCUCCAGAGUCCAAUGGUGGCGAGCUUUACAACCACUCCAGCCGACGCUUGGCAUUGCGCAUGGUGAUCUUGGGCUUGUGUGACCUACCACUUCGCGGCUGAGCCUUUGUUUGCCCCCAGACAUUUCCUCUUCAACAAUAACAGCCCUUACAGUUGACUGGGGCAGCUCUAGCAGGACAGAAAUUUGACGAACUGACUUGUUGGAAAGGUGGCAUCCUAUGACGUGCCACGUUGAAAGUCACUGAGCUCUUCAGUAAAGCCAUUCUACUGCCAAUGUUGUCUAUGGAGAUUGCAUGGCGGUGUGCUCGAUUUUAUACACAUGUCAGCAACGGGUGUGGCUGAAAUAGCCAAAUCCACUAAUUAGAAGAGGUGUCCACAACUUUUGUAUAUAUAGUGUAUGUCAUUCUCAUUGAAAGCAAUGCGCUAUUUCUAUGCUUCCCAUUUUUAUGUUUCGUUUUUUUGCAUCUUUUACUUUUGAUUUUGUACACCAGCUUCAAACGCUGAAAUUACAAAGUGUUUUGGUUAUGGAAAAUAUAUUUCACAGCAGUUUAGAUGUUACAAUGAUUCUCUACACUAUACUUGCUUGUUUUGUCACAUAAACUGAAAUUAGGCAAAGUAUUAGAAUUUUAGCAACCAGGAAAUGGUGGAGAGAUUUCCGCAUAUACACAUCAGGUGAAUGGAAUUGUUUUUUGUGAUAGACACACUAUAGUAUUGAAAUGAGAGGGAUACAUACUGUAGUAUUACAUGUGAGAGGGACACAGGAUUUAAAGUCUGGCUCUGGAAUUGAACUCUGGUCUCCUUUGGGGAAUAUGUAGUCCAUAGUUGUCUGUGUGCUAGACCAAACUCCGGCACAGGUAAAGACUUAAUCUCACAUCUUCCCUCUCUUAUAUGUAUCUCCCUCUGUUUCGCUCUCGCUUUUCUAAUCUCUCCCCCCUCGCUCCCUCUCUCCACAGGCGGCUGGGCUUCUCUCUGCUCUGAUGAUGCUCACCAUCUUGCUGAAGAUUGGACAUCUCUUUGAGCAGCUGCCAAUAGUACUCAAGUCAUUUAUAACACCUUCUACAAUCCCUUCUCUAACACUGAAAUCAGAUGUUUUGUCUGUGUUUGCGUUCAUUUGUUUGUUUUUGUGUCCAUAUGCUUCUGUAUCAUUCCCUGCCUUUGUGUUUGUAAGUGUUUAUAGGUGUUGCUCUGUCUCUAUGUGUGUCUGUUACAGGCAGUGUUAGCAGUGGUCAUUGUGGUAAAUCUGCAAGGGGAUUCUGGGUCAGUUUCGGGAAGUCCCAGUGCUCUGGGCAUCUGACCGCUUGGACCUGGUAUUAUUCAACAACAACCUCCAUAUAACAUCCAUCAUCCAUCCCAUAUGCCAUCACUGAUCACCCCAUAAAGGCCUCUAAUCCAGGGACUUUCCUAUGUCUCUCUCCCCUCUCUCCCUACAGCCUGGUGUGGUUGGCCACCCUGAUAUCCACCCUGCUUUUCAACCUGGAUCUGGGCCUGGCUGCUGCUCUGGCCCUCUCUCUGAUCACUGUCAUCUACAGGACUCAACUGUGAGUGUGUCGUUCAUGCGUUAGGUUGGGUGCAUGUUAUGGGAUUCGCAUAACACCUAUGGUAAUUGUUCAUGUCUUUUCUUUCUCAUUCUUUCUUUUGUAUUCACUCAUCACUUGCUCUGUCUGUUUAUGUCUCUCUCUCUCUCUUUCACUCUCUCUCUCUCUCUCUCUCUCUUUAUCUCUUUAUCUCUCUCUCUCUCAGCUCCCACAGUGCAAUGCUGGGUCAUAUUCCUGGGACUGACUGCUACAGGGACCUACAUCUCUAUGCUGAGGUAACCUCUAUGAUAGCCAUUGAGAAACCUUUCACCUGAACUAACUAACCAGUCCCAGCUGUGCUGCUGAUGAACAACACCCUGGCCUGCUCUGUGUUUUACAGGCCAGGCCGAUUCCUGGAGUAACCGUAUUCUCUUGCUCCAACCCUCUGUACUUUGCAAAUGCUGAGCUGUUCUUCAGCUCUCUCAGAAAGGUAGGUAGGCUACAUGCUACGAGACAUAAACUACAACUUAACCGAGACAAUAUAACAUAAACUACAACUCAACCCAGACAAUAUAACCUAAACUACAACUCAACCCAGACAAUAUAACAUAAACUACAACUCAACCCAGACAAUAUAACAUAAACUACAACUCAACCCAGACAAUAUAACAUAAACUACAACUCAACCCAGAACCACCACAUUCCACCGUUUGUUUCUGCACAGUUGUGCAUUCCUUCACGUACUUACUGUAGGUUGACAGCUGUAAUUCAUGCAAUGUGAAAGUCUAUGAACAUUAGCAAGUGUGUGUUUUUGUGAAUACAGUCGGUGCAGCGUGUCCAACUGGAGAAUGCAGCCCUCAUUGAGAUCCAGCCCUUAGCUCAAAUGUCAGGAGCAAGGCGCAGUAUGGUGCUAGAGUUUAGCUCAGUCAUCUUCAUGGACUCUGUGUCAAUCAAAGCACUAUGUAAGGUGAGCCCAAACAGUAAUUUCCUGAAACGAAUAACAGAGAGCGUGAGAUAGGGAAAGGGAACAAGGGAUAUUCCAUACUGUGCUGUGUAACACACUGUGUUUUUUCCAUUGUGGCAGCUUGUGGAGGAAUUGGAGGAGCAGGGGGUCAAUGUGUUUCUGGCUGCUUGCCAAGGUAAAUUCCCCUCAAACAACCUGUUACUCCCAUAACAACCUCAUUUACUUAUAAAACUCCCUGGUCUACCCUCAAAACAGUGAUUGAUGUACUGUAACAUAUAUAUAUAUAUAUAUUUCAUAUUGUGAAAUUCUGCACUGGACAUUGCUCUCAUACCUCUCAGGACAUUGAUAGUACUGUUUUUGGUGUAAGACGUAAUGGCAGCUACAGUUGCUUUAGAAAUCAGUUUCAGAUUGUAGGGUAAUGUGCAUCUCAGUUUCAGAUUGUAGGGUAAUGUGCAUGUCAGUUUCAGAUUGUAGGGUAAUGUGCUUGUGUGUUACCUGUGUACUGUAGACAGGCUGGUGAGUCAGCUGCAGGCCCAGGGCUUCAUCCCAAACACUCUGCCCAGGUCCUGCCUCUUCCCCUCAGUGCACCACGCUGUCCAACACUGCCAGAUAUCUCCUCCCUUGGCUGUGAGUAUGUUAACUUUUUCUGUAUCUUUGCUAGUGGCAUUGCUACCUAGUGUCCUAUGUCUACCAAUUUGUCUGUUGGAAUUAGUCUGCUUGCUUGUGAUUGUUUUCUACCUCUGCAUUGAUGUUGUUCUUCUGCUCCCAUAGGACCACAACACAGAGCUGAGUGAGUGUUGA
Coregonus sp. 'balchen' is the source of this 19263-nucleotide messenger RNA. The record is from the annotation of a GenBank genome assembly. NCBI's taxonomy places the organism in Eukaryota, Metazoa, Chordata, Actinopteri, Salmoniformes, Salmonidae.